AUGCUCGACGAGUUCCGGACGCGCAUCCGGAAUUCCACGUUGAACCUGAUUGACCUGGCGGGGAGUGAGCGCGUGAAGAAGAGUGGGGCAGCAGGUCAACGCAUGCGCGAGGGUCAGAACAUCAACAGCUCGCUGAGUGUCCUGGGUCAGGUGAUCUCCAAGCUGGCGCAGGGGAAGUUCAAGCACGUGCCCUUCAGGCAGAGCAAGCUCACGUACCUUCUCACCGACGCCCUGAACGGCAACAGCAAGACCCACAUGGUCGCUGCAAUCUCGCCGGCGCUCUCCGAAACGGAGGAGACGUUGGGCACCCUGCGCUUUGCCAGCUCAGUCAAGAAGGUCAGGACCCACGCCGUGAGCAACGAGCAGGAUGUGGCUGAGAACGACCUUCUUUUGCAGACCAUGCGAUCGGAGGCCGAGGAGCUGAAGGCUGCGGCCCUCAAAGCCAAGAAGGAGAGCCCUCACCAGGCCCGGCGUUACAUGCAGAGCGCCGAGGCCGUGGAGCACGCGGUGCUGAGCAUCCAGACUCGCGUCGACAAGACAAUGUGGUCCCAGGCGCAGCUGGCGCAGCAGGAGGCCUCGCGCCUGCGCUGCGAGGCGCUGGCCGGGCUGAGCCUUCCGUUCAACAUCGGUGGCAUGCUGGGGGCUGACAGUCACUCAGAGCACACGGUCAACGCCAAUUCGCCGUACCUGCUGAACAUCUCGGAUGACAUCUCCUUGGCUGGUAGGUUGCUGUACUUCCUGCCGGAGGGCCCUCCCAUCACCGUGGGCUCCGAGGAGACCAACCGCAUCCGGCUCAUGGGCCUCGGUAUCCCGGAUCACCUCUGCGACAUCUCCGUCGUGGCAGGUGGCAAAGGUGUGGAGGUGUUGCAUUCCGGCCGGAGUGGUCGCCUCCUGGUGGAUGGAAGCCCCGUGUCGCACAACCAGGCCACGGCUCUCUACCACGGCGCGCGGAUCAUCUUUGGGCGGGCCUUUGCCUUCCGCCUGGUGAUCCCAUUGGCCUCCCAGGGCCACACCGGCGACGAGGAGGAGGAGUGCUACCAACGUGCAGCUGCGCUGCCCAGCCCCUUCCCCGCCUGCGAAGGGGACACCCUGCAGCGCUUGCGCUUGCUCAUCGAGACCUCGGUGGCGCCCGUGCUGGGCGAAGUCGAGUGUGCGGAGAUCAUGAGACGAGCCGGGGAGGUGCACAAUGAUGUGGAUGAGGCCAAUGAGCUUCUCAAAGAGAUCGAGCAGACACCGCUGCAGGUCCUGGAAGUUGGCCUCCUGCUGCGUGCCCCCGAGGCAAUCAGCGACAGCACGCCCUCGAAUCAUCGCAGACCACAACUAGUCGUCCACUGCUCCCGGCUUUCAGACGGCGAGCUGCUUUCGGUAUGGCCCAUCGCGCGAUUCUACCAGCACUUGGAAGAGUUGCGCGACUUCUACCAGCAGCGGUGCGAUCGCAAACGCCAGGGCUUGCCCAUCGACGCCGAGAGGGGUUUGUCCAUGGCCUGGGAGGCCUUCAUCUGGCGAGGGUUCGAGCGAUGA
Molecule: messenger RNA, 1521 nt
Organism: Effrenium voratum
Lineage: Eukaryota; Dinophyceae; Suessiales; Symbiodiniaceae
Source: the annotation of a GenBank genome assembly